Molecule: messenger RNA, 280 nt
Organism: Cherax quadricarinatus
Lineage: Eukaryota; Metazoa; Arthropoda; Malacostraca; Decapoda; Parastacidae
Source: RefSeq, a predicted model, not a curated record
UCCAGGGUUCCAGGAUUCCAUCCUGGACUGCAGACGCUGUGACUCACCCCAGACCGUCCACCCGGAGUGCUUCCCCAUUCACAUCCCUCCAAACGACCCGUUCUUCCCCCCGGUGAACAUCUCUUCAGGGCAGCCCUUCUGCAUGCCCCUUACCCGCUCCAUGCCCGGACAACUCACCCUGGGUUACCGGGAACAAAUGAACCAGGUGACGGCCUUCGUGGACGCCUCUCACACGUACGGUUCUGACAAGUGCGAGCAAACACAACUUAGACUCUUGAAG